GUAUCGAGUCAUCACUUGUGUUAGCGCCUCUUUUUUUAAUUGUUUAUUUUAGAUUUUAUUUCCCUUUUUAAAGCUCUUCUCUGAAGACCAUGUUCUUCUCUGCAAGUGUUCUUCCGACGUCGAAAGCUGAAUUACGCCUCAAACCAAUUCUAAAGUGAAAUCUUCAUAAACUAUCGUCGAGGAUUCGGGAGUAGUGAUCGAUCGAUGCUAGGUCAAAGCCUUAAUGGUUAGUUUCUUUCCUCUUCCUUUCAGCUUUAGAAGUUCAGCUUUUCGUGGAAUCCUUCGUUUCUAGAGGAGAUAGAAGGAUUUUGUGGUUUUCUUCGUUUCCGUAGCUCUACUGGUGGUUUUUUGUUUCAGAUUGAAGAGUUUUUGUGGUUUUGAGAUUUCACCUUCCGCAUAGUUGAGAAAUUUGAUAGAUUAAGUGGUUGAUUUUGAGUUCGUUUGUCUUCUCUGUUCUUAUCUGCUUUGAGCAAUUUCAUUUUCCUCUUCUGAGAUUCUACUCGGUUUCUCGUGGUCAUCCUGCAAGAAAUCUGAUUUUUCCCCCUCCUUUGGAUAUUAGUUCCGAUAGUAAAGCUUCCAAAUUUGCAGAGUCGAUAAAUCUGCAGAAUUGAUGACUAAUUGUCUCACAAAGUUUUGUUAUCUCUAAGAAAUGUCAUAAAAUUUUGAAACAAGAAGUGUCUUAUCAAAUUCAUGUUUUCUCCUGUUUACAAUCUGAAUUUCACAUUCUUUGUUCUCUCUUCCAGAAAAUUAAUGUCUUUAAUGGUUCAGACAUUGUAUUGAACAAUAAAUUCGAGUCUUAAAGACAACCUUCCUCGUCGCUGUCUCGUCUGUGAUCUUCUCUGAGACACAGACAGGGCAUUGGCACUGUUUCCCUGAAAGAUUCCAUCAAAAUUCCUCUCCUCUUGUCUAGCUUCGAAACUCAGUUUUUCUCUUCUCCAGGCCAAAUCUCUUCCUACUAGACUGUAAACUCUGGAAAUCAGUAUAGAUUGUGAACUUUUAGCUGUUGACUAUCUAAUUGAGUGAAAGGGGCCCCAUGGAAUACUGAAUAGACGGUCAUGAUUGAUCAAGAAUAAAGGACGGAUUAGACUUGAACCUUUUGAUUACUUGGGAUAUAGUGUUCAUCAUGUAAUAAGCACAUUUAAGAGAUUGGUUAGGAGCGUUGAUUCGACUGCUCCUAGCCUCCUGCCUCCUGUAACUCAAUCUACUCUCCGCAGACUACGACUACUCAAGAGACAAGGAUUGUGUGGUGUCGCAGAAAAGAAACUAAGAUACAGAGACGUGUGUCUGGAUGGAUAGAGUCUGCUGGCCCUACUUCGACCCCGAGUAUGAAAACUUGAACCUCCGCAUAAAUCCUCCUAGGGUAUCUAUAGACAAUGCAACUUGUAGGGAUUGCACACUGGUUAAGGUAGACAGCAUGAACAAGCCAGGAAUACUACUGGAAGUAGUCCAAGUUCUAACAGAUCUUGAUCUCAUUAUCUCCAAAGCUUACAUCUCUUCCGAUGGCGGAUGGUUUAUGGACGUGUUUCACGUUACUGACCAGCAAGGAAAUAAGGUUACAGAUGAUAGAACCUUCGAACACAUAGAGAAUGCUCUAGGACCAAAGGGUCACAUGAUGACAAAUGGGGUGAAGGCUUGGACAGGGAAGAGGGUGGGUGUGCACUCCCUUGGUGAUCAUACAGCCAUUGAGCUCAUUGGCUGGGAUCGCCCAGGUCUCUUAUCAGAGAUCUCGGCUAUACUCACCAACCUCCACUGCAAUGUGGUUGCUGCUGAAGUAUGGACCCAUAACAUGCAUGUAGCAUGUGUUCUUUAUGUCAACGACGACACCACAGGUCGUGCUGUGGAAGACCCAAUACGAUUGUCAGCAAUGGAGGAGCAGCUCAAGAACAUCCUACGUGGGCGUGAGGAUGACGGGAAAGCAGCUCGCACCAGUUUCUCCAUAGGGUUCACCCAUAUGGACCGCCGUCUCCACCAAAUGAUGUUUGCUGCAAGGGACUAUGAAGAUGGUGGGGUUACAGAAGAGAAGGAUAAUGCAUCUGCAUUCCGGCCAGUUAUCACAGUUGACCGCUGUGAGGACAAGGGGUAUUCAAUGGUGAAUGUUCGAUGCAAAGAUCGGCCAAAACUGUUGUUCGACAUUGUCUGUACACUAACUGACAUGCAGUAUGUUGUCUUUCAUGCCUCCAUCUCAUCCAGUGGCCCUUAUGCACUGCAGGAGUAUUAUAUACGUCAUAUGGAUGGUUGUACACUUGAUACUGAAGGAGAGAAGCAAAGGGUUAUCAAGUGUCUUGAAGCUGCAAUUCAACGAAGAGUAUCUGAGGGUCUGAGCUUUGAGCUGUGUGCAAGGGAUAGAGUGGGAUUGCUGUCUGAAGUAACUAGGAUUUUGCGCGAGAAUGGAUUGACAGUUACUAGAGCAGGUGUGACUACAGUUGGGGAGAAAGCCAUGAAUGUCUUCUAUGUAAGGGACGCCUCUGGGAAUCCUGUAGAUAUGAAAACUAUCGAUGCACUCCGUAAAGAAGUUGGACACACUAUGAUGCUUAAUGUGAAGAAAGUCCCUACAGGCAGUGCUGAGACACCUGAGUCCAGUGGAUGGGGCAAGACAGGCUUCUUCUUUGGGAGUUUGUUUGAGCGAUUCUUGGCUUGAAAACAGUUCCAUUUCGCUCACAUGAAACUUCAAUGAAUGUACAGACCAUACAAUUUGUCCAGGAAAAAAAGGCCAUGUUUAUGCAUAGCUUUAAUGUAGCUUAAAAUAGUACUUGAUUCCUUUCGAUCUCACUAUAUAUUUGUAACGAGGGUUCUUUUCUUUAUAAUCAAUUUAAGAGAAGUGUGAGGAUGACCGGUUAUAACCCUA
Macadamia integrifolia is the source of this 2845-nucleotide messenger RNA. RefSeq names its product ACT domain-containing protein ACR3-like. The record is from RefSeq and is a predicted model, not a curated record. The transcript has 9 exons. Lineage: Eukaryota; Viridiplantae; Streptophyta; Magnoliopsida; Proteales; Proteaceae. Bases 1289 to 2638 code for a protein of 449 amino acids.